AUGGAACGACUUUUCCGAGCCGGCCUUCGAAAGGCUACUCCCGGCGCCGUCUUCCGCCUUACCCUGGACGGCCUGGGUCUCUUCUGCGCCUGCACGUUAAUCUGGGAGCAUCUGAUCACCGUGCAGCUCAGCGAGGGGCCGUCGAUGUACCCGACUUUCAACCCGCGGGGCGACUACCUGUUGAUUUCGCGAGUGCAUAAACACGGCAAAGGCAUUGAGGUGGGCGACGUGGUGCGAUUUUAUCAUCCGACGUUUUUGGGUGUCAAUGGCGCUAAGAGAGUCAUUGGCAUGCCGGGGGAUUUUGUCUGCCGGGACAUGCCGUUCAGUACGGAGGUUGGGAAGGAGCAGGAGAUGAUUCAGGUGCCUGAAGGUCAUGUGUAUGUGGGUGGUGAUAACCUGCCCUGGUCGAGGGACUCGAGAAAUUACGGGCCUAUUCCGAUGGGCCUGAUAAACGGGAAAAUUAUCGGUCGCGUCUGGCCGCCUUCGAAGAUGCAAUGGGUGCGCAACACGAUGCAGCCGGCCCAGCUGUCCGAGGAAUGA
Messenger RNA from Aspergillus melleus, 540 nucleotides. Its product is annotated as putative mitochondrial inner membrane protease subunit 1. Gene Ontology annotation, molecular function: serine-type endopeptidase activity. The transcript has 2 exons. The record is from RefSeq and is a predicted model, not a curated record. The coding region runs from base 1 to 540 and encodes 179 amino acids. Gene Ontology annotation, cellular component: membrane; mitochondrial inner membrane peptidase complex. NCBI's taxonomy places the organism in Eukaryota, Fungi, Ascomycota, Eurotiomycetes, Eurotiales, Aspergillaceae.